AUGGCGUACUACAACACAAACAGCCACAGCCCGCCCCCGCUCCAGCACCCCGUCCCCACUCACCCCGCAUACAUCCCAGAGCCCCCCUCGACGCCGAUGUCUCCCCAGGGCUACCAACGCUACACCUCCACGCCCCCCUCCCAGCCAUACGCUCAGCAGAUGCCCAGCCAGGCGCCCCAUCCGUCCCAUAUGGCCCCGCCGUAUGGCGCCGCACCCGUGUACCACCAGCCGCUGGGCGCGCCGUCGCAGGGGCAUCCGUCUGCUAUGGGCCCGAACGGUCCGGUCGACUUCUCCGCUUGGGGCCUGGACAAUGCUACCGCUGCCUUUGGCAUGCAGCUUGGGCAAAGUGCGGUUGCGGCGGGCUCGGACUAUGUGCAGAAGAAUCUUGGGGGGUUCAUCCCCAUCUCGAACCUCAAGCACCAUUUCAACGUCUCCAACUCCUUCGUGAUUCGGAAACUGCGUCUUCUGCUCUUUCCGUGGCGGCACCGGCCGUGGUCCCGCCAAGUCGUGCGCCUCGAGAACGGCCAGUCGGAGUGGGCCGCCCCGCGCGAGGACCUCAACUCGCCCGACCUGUACAUUCCCCUGAUGGCGAUCGUGACGUACAUCCUGCUCGCCGCGCUGCACUCGGGCCUCAACGCCCGCUUCCACCCCGAGAUUCUCGGCAUCACCGCGUCGAAAGCGUUAGCGGUCGUGCUGCUUGACUUCCUGUUCGUCAAGUCUGGGUGUUACCUCCUCAAUAUCCCCGGCGGGCUCUCGAGCCAAGUACUCGACGUCCUCGCAUACGACGGGUACAAGUUCGUCGGCGUGAUCGUGACGCUCAUCGCAGGGCUCCUCGGCGUCGGCCGCACGCUCUACCUCCUCAUCUUCCUCUACACCUUCCUCGCCACCGCCUUCUUCCUCUUGAGGUCGCUGCGCUCGAUGGUGCUGCCGGACGCGUCCGCGACGGCCGCGGCGGUGAACCCGUCGCAGCGCUCGCGGCGCAUCACGUUCCUCUUCCUCGUCGCGGUGAGCCAGAUCGUGUAUAUGGGCGUGCUUGUGCGCGUGUAGGGCGCGCUGUAUGUACUGUUUUCCGCGCGCUGGACUGGGCUGGACUGUGCGCAUGCCGUGUGUACCGAGUCUCAACGGUGGGCGUCCCGACGGGCGCAUACAUUGCGCCGUGGCAGGCGCUGUCGGACCGAGCUGGGACACAUCUCCUAAGUUCGUUCGGCACUCCGUAGCGGGGGAGCUUUGGAAUGCCCGAGGCAUGGG
Messenger RNA from Trametes versicolor FP-101664 SS1, 1248 nucleotides. Its product is annotated as YIF1-domain-containing protein. Gene Ontology annotation, biological process: endoplasmic reticulum to Golgi vesicle-mediated transport. Bases 1 to 1047 code for a protein of 348 amino acids. The transcript is spliced from 6 exons. Lineage: Eukaryota; Fungi; Basidiomycota; Agaricomycetes; Polyporales; Polyporaceae. Gene Ontology annotation, cellular component: Golgi membrane; endoplasmic reticulum membrane; COPII-coated ER to Golgi transport vesicle. The record is from RefSeq and is a predicted model, not a curated record.